Molecule: messenger RNA, 1361 nt
Organism: Cladocopium goreaui
Lineage: Eukaryota; Dinophyceae; Suessiales; Symbiodiniaceae
Source: the annotation of a GenBank genome assembly
UUCCAUAGUAUUCCAUAGUAUUCCGCAUCGCCAGGGAUUUGCUGCAGGAAUUUUGAGGCCAGGUUCAAUGAUUGAUGCUGGCAACUCUGCAACCUAUGGCGCCAUCUCGGCUGCUCCUACCGUCUCAACUUUGACACUGCUUUCUGGUCGACACCCGAUGCUUGCGAAGGAGUUGAAGACGGCUGUGGACAAAGUGGUGGAAGCGAAUCCAUGCUUGUCCGCCCGUGUGGUGAAUAAAGACAACCGGAUGUUGCUUGAACCUGGAGUUCACAAAGAUAUCUUCUUUCGAGUGGUUGAUCCACCCAAGGAAUGCCCAUUGAUUGGCAGCUUGGAUUUGAAAGGCAAACUUCAAUUUCUCCAGAACCUGGAGCAGAAUUUUACAAAUCCGGGAACAGCAAUGAACACCAUCAAAAGUGGAUGUCAAGUUUUCUUGGUGGAGUUGAUGACCUUUCCGGAGCCUUAUGUUUGCUUCGUGAUCCACUUGUCGCACUUGGUGGGUGAUGCGAAGACGUUGUAUGACAUCGUGAGUCAGUUGAAUGCCAUCUUAGCUGGGCGACAAAUUGAAGCUCUUGACUGGGAAUGUCCAGCUCGAAACAAUUUUGAGUUGCUUCCGUUGUCUUUAAAGGAUCGACAAAAAGUGAUCAAUUGGGGCUGCUUUGGCUGGCUCGGACAGCUACUGUUUGGUCCUAAGCGUCAGAAUCACGUGUCCUUGCUGUCUAAGAGCCAAAUUGAACAAGAGAAGGAACGACAGAAGACCUCCAAGAGUAAGUUCCUGUCAUCCAACGAUAUCAUCACUGCUGCCCUGAGCCGAUCCAUCAAGAAUUCCUACGUCAUGAACGUUGCAGUGAACAUGCGAAACAAGGCUGGUGUGCCUGGAAAUGUGGCUGGAAAUUAUUGGCAUUCGGUUCCCAUGGAUCACCAAGCCGCCGCAGAUCCCAAUACAAUCAGAGAAUUUCUGCCGAAAUUGGAGUAUUACAAGGAUGGUGAAGUUCCCUGUUGGCCCUUCUUUCGGGGCCGCUACAGCUUCAUCACCAACUGGACCAGUUUUACAACGCCAUUCCAAGUGGAGGGCUUGACCUUGGACUGUCACGCGGUACAUGGAAACUUCCUGCGGGAGAACCCGACCAACGUGGCUGUGGUGUUCCACUGCGCCAAAGACACGAUGGCUUUGAGUCACAAUGUGCCAGCCACCAACAUCGAUCCAACUGGCCUAGGUGCCAUAUGCCAAUGAGAGGCGGAGCAGUUUGAGUCUUUGAUAUCAAAUUUGUCAAAUGCAGCGACGCUGAUCUGCGACACAUUGAGUUCAGGUCAAGGAAUCAAGGACUUUUGAGGGCCGAAUGGCAAGUUUUUCGUGGAAAAAA